GCGGCCUACGAGCUCGCCCUGCUGCUCUCGCAGGGCGGCCGCCACGCCGAGGCGGACGCACUGCUGCGGGGGCUGGGCUUCGUCUGCAAGCUGAGCCCGGCGAUCCUGGACGGCACGGCCUCGGGAGCUCGCCGCGAACGACUAUCUGGCGCAG
Messenger RNA from Prorocentrum cordatum, 154 nucleotides. Lineage: Eukaryota; Dinophyceae; Prorocentrales; Prorocentraceae. The record is from the annotation of a GenBank genome assembly.